UCCGCAGUGCUGCCAGUUUACUAGGAGGAGUGCGUUUGAUUGUUGCAGAGCUCAAUGGCGGACAGAGUAGGAUAGUCGCGUUAACAUUGAGGACAAAAACGUUUUGACUGGGUGAGUUUCUGGCGUGACUAGCUCCGCCGCCGCAUGCCUCCCGGUGUAGCGGAUGGAACGGGCCCCACUGUGCAUCAACGUUUGAUAAAGAGCAGCUGCAUCUAUUUCCCACUCGCCCUCAAAACGCUAGCUUUCUUCAGUUCCCAUCCCGAGCGGAGAAGUUACACUGUUCAUGGUGGCUCACUAGAGGCAGCUAGCUUGUGAGCAAACCAUGGGGGACUCUCUCGAACUGAUCGGGAAGCGUCUGCUUUUGCUCCUUGAAGACGGCAGGUCCACGAACGGCUCCGAACAGGAGAAACCCGUGUGGGCCCGGGACUGGCUACGGGGAACUGUGCGGGCAGUGAGCGUCAUCGGCCUGUCCGCUCCGGAGGUUAGCGGAGGAGGGGAGGCGACAACAACAACCACCGCUGCAGGGCUGACGGUGUUUGUGGAGUUUGAAAAUGCCUUGCAGCGGUGCUCAUGGGUGCAGGUGUAUGAUGAGAUGGUGAAGGCCGUGUUGGUUGAGGACUCCAUUAUCUGGGCCAGCCGUGCUGACGGCAGCGGGACGGCGGGCGGUGCAGUGCCGACCUCAGCCUGGCCUGCUCUGGUUUUCCGCUCACUUGUGGACAGAGUGGGUUUAGGUGCACUGGUUCCAGUGGAGUAUUUUGGAAACAAGAAUUUUGAGUUCCUCCCUGAUAACAAAUCGGUGCAGAAGUUUGAGUUUGACAAAGACAUCAGACACUCUUUGCUGCUGGAGCAUCCCUCUCUGCAGGCCACCAUCUCCAGCUGGCGAACUGACUUUGAACUUCAGGAGAUCUUCAGAAAGGGUUCAUACACUAUCCAAGGGCGCAGGGUCCGUGUGUACCAGCCCGAGUUUGAAGACUGCUGGGCCUCUGGGCUGGUCUCGCAGCAUGACCCUAUCUCCCACAUCAUGGAGAUUACAAUGGAUAAGGGGGAAGAAACUCAGAUGGUUGAUCCUCGUGUGAUACAUGUCAUGCUAACAGAGGAGCUCGGUAAGAAUGGACGGCGACGAAAAGACAGUGAAACAAUGAAGGGAGAUGGUGGACGCAGACGUAGGACUGCUUCAGAGGGUGAGGAUGACUUGAACUUGAAGCGAUUUAAAGGAGCAGGAGAUUCUGAAACAGAUGCACAAAACUGUGGGGACUUGGACAAAACUCCAGUGGACGGGAUGGGGAUCUGGGCCGGAGACUCUGCCGAGCGAGUCAGCAGCACAACCAAAAACGGAUCCUCCUCAGAGGCAACCCCUCCUCAGGGGAGAGUGUCAUCUCCCAACACAAAUUCCUCAAUCCAGAUGGACCAAUCAAACGCUACUUCUCCUCGAUAUCCGGCCCAUGUCAAAGAAAAUGGCCGCACCCUCUCGACACAAGGCGCUGCAGACUCCACCACGACCAUUGCUCACACCCCAACCCCUCCUCCCCUUAAACCAGCCCCCUCUCCCUUCUCCACCACAUCUUUUCCCUCACUAGGCCAGAUGCCAAUCUUGGUCCCUGGGGCUCCGGCCCCCAAGGUUUCCUCAUCUCCUCAGCCAGACCGCGAGGAGGCCUGCCAGUCGGCUUACUCUAAAACGGCCGCACUCGUCUCACCGGGGCCUGUCACCAUUUCUUGGUCACAAGAAAGUGGCCCGAGUGUUGCACUGUCUGCAUCUGUGGGCUUCAGUUCUAAAGCACCUACAUGGGGAAGCCAGACUGAGGCCUCUAAAACAGCCUCGGGCUUUCGUUUGACCCAAGCCGUGGCCGCUGCUCCCGUAUUUGGCGACGUCACCUCUCAGAUUAACGGAGCCCCCAUCACUACCAUGGCCUCCCAGGACACGCCCAGACACUUUGGUUUUGGCUUCAGUGGAGCCAAGAAUGAGCAAGACCAAAACCUGUUUUUUCAGUGCAUGAGCCAGACCCCUGGCUCCAGCCCAAAUCUAACUGCUGGUCAGACCCAAACCAAGGACACAAACUUCUUUACCGCGGUGUCUGAGAGUCUGAGUAAAGAGCCCCCGAGUCUUUUCAAGCCAGCGACUUCCGCUGAGGGGCUGAAAAAGCCUGAGCAGCCCAAAGUGCCUGAGGCCCAUCCGGCGGGAAACGGGGUGUUCAACAUGUCGGCCUACCAGAGCGGCUCUCCAGGAGGACACAGUUCUAACUUAACAAUCGGAGGUCUUGGUGUGGUACCUGGUUCCCAAAGUGCAACAAAGAAGAAUAGUAACAAUGGAACUCCUGGAGGGGGAUUAGGGCUACACUCUAGUUUUAAUUCUUCAGACAGCCACCAGAACAUUUUUCUACAGGCCUCAAAAUCAUCUGCAAAUCCAUUUUUGGCAUAUGGCGAUAAAGUCUCCCACACACCUUUUGUGGGCCUCACUGGUACUGAACCACAGACCCUGGGUGCGACAUUAGACAGUAAGCCUAACCUUUUCAAUAUGACAGAGCAGUCUAAGGGGAUACUGUCCUCCACGUUUCCAGUACUUUCAGCGGCGGGUUCUGUCAGUUCUUCAUCCUCCUCUGCACCAUCUCAGAAUUUACAGAGUGAGGGGACUGUACCAAAAGAGGAGCAAGAAGCUUGCGAGAUGCCCACAUCCACCUCAGGCUGCCCAAUGUUUGGAAGUACUGGCCCUGGUGGAAUAGAUGAAGCGCCUGUGUCCUUUGACCAGAGCCAAUCUCAGAAAUUUAGCCUUGAAGAAAGAGGCCAGUCAUCUAAACAUGACUCGGAUUCUAGUAGCAACAGCGAUCUCUCAGAUCUUAGUGAGAAUGAGGAGGGGCUUGAGAAGGGCCAUGUGCCCGGAGGACCUCCUCAUCCUACCAAGGAUGGAGACAUUAUGCAGAAAGCUAAAGUCAAAGGAGCCCCUAAGAGCCGUCCACGGAACAAGCCUUUCAAAGUGGGUCAAUCUGUCCUGAAAGAUCAGAGCAAGGUGCGUCGUCUGAAGCAGUCUGGAGAGUCCUUUCUCCAGGAUGGCUCCUGUAUCAGCGUGGCCCCCCACUUGCACAAGUGCCGUGAGUGCCGAUUGGAGCGCUACCGGAAAUACCGAACCACAGACGAUGACAGCGAUGACGAAGACGACCCGAACGUGGCCUGCCGGUUCUUCCACUUCAGAAGGCUGGCGUUCACCCGCAAAGGUGUGCUGCGGGUAGAGGGCUUCUUAAGUCCUCAGCAGAGUGAUGCCAUGGCCAUGGGCCUCUGGCUUCCCGCACCAGCUGUCCAAGAGGGCCUUGACCUUGAUACAUCCAAGUACAUCCUGGCCAAUGUAGGAGACCAGUUCUGUCAGUUGGUCAUGUCUGAGAAGGAGGCCAUGAUGAUGGUGGAGCCUCACCAGAAAGUGGCGUGGAAACGUGCCGUCAGAGGUGUCAGAGAAAUGUGUGAUGUGUGCGAGACCACUUUGUUCAACAUCCACUGGGUGUGCCGCAAGUGUGGCUUCGGAGUUUGUCUGGACUGCUACCGGCUCCGCAGAAACAGGCCCCGGGAAGAUAUAGAUGAAACUCCAGAGGAUGAGGUUUUCUCUUGGUUAAAGUGUGCCAAAGGCCAACCUCACGAGCCACAAAACCUCAUGCCUACACAAAUUAUACCUGGGACAGCUCUUUACAACAUAGGGGACAUGGUGCACUCUGCAAGGGGCAAGUGGGGUAUUAAAGCUAACUGUCCCUGUGCCAGUCGACACACAAAGCCUCUAGUCCGGCCGACUGCCCCCAACGGCAUUUCCCAGCAGUCUGCAACGAGCAGUGGGGGUGGCCUUGCAGCUGCAGUCUCUGCCGCUGGCACCACUCCAAAAUCGGAGGCAGACUUGUCAGUUAUCAAAACAGAAUCCACACCGAUGACGAGGCCCUCGGACAGCGGGGGAGGGGAAUGCGUGGGUAGUACCAGUAACUCUACCACGGGCACCUGUAAUCUCACCCAGUCCUCUGCCAGGGACUCGCGCUCAUCGGGAGAGGGCAACAGCUCCGCUUUGCACUGGCUAGCAGACUUGGCUGCUCAAAAAGCCAAGGAUGACACAAAGGAAUCCAAUUCACUUCGCUCGGUGAUGAAUAGAGAAGGACGGCCUCCUUUUGGCCUGGACUCACUCAGUGCCCUCUCAAAGCCUUCUGCUUCCAGCCCUAAGCUAUUUAACAGCCUGUUACUGGGCCCCAGCAUGACCCAGUCAAAGCCUGAGGGAUCCAGUCUCCGGGACCUGCUCAAUUCUGGACCGGGCAAACUGCCUCAGGGCCCUGGAGAAAGCGGGGUACCAUUCCCCUCCGUUUUUACCUCAGCAAGUAGUGACAAACUGAAGAGCAGCCUACCAAACUUCCUGGAUCACAUCAUCGCCUCUGUUGUGGAGACUAAGAAAGCAGAGGGCCGGCGCUCUGGGACCUCUGAAAGUGGCGAACUUGGCGUGUUGGGGGCUCGUAAGGAUGGAGUCAUGGGCCUUAGUGUUUUGGAACCACAUACCUCGCACUCCUGGCUCUGUGAUGGGCGACUUCUUUGCCUACAGGAUCCCAGUAACAGCAACAACUGGAAGAUCUUCAGAGAAUGCUGGAAGCAAGGACAACCGGUGUUGGUGUCAGGGAUACAUAAACGGCUGAAGUCUGGGUUGUGGCGGCCUGAGGCCUUCAGUGAGGAGUUUGGAGACCAGGAUGUGGACCUGGUGAACUGUAGAAAUUGUGCUAUUAUUUCUGAUGUGAAGGUGCGGGACUUCUGGGACGGCUUUCAGGUUAUCCCCAAGCGACUGCAAGAUGCUGAAGGUAAGCCCAUGGUGUUGAAAUUAAAGGACUGGCCUCCAGGUGAAGACUUCAGGGACAUGAUGCCCACGAGGUUUGACGAUUUAAUGGAAAAUCUCCCUUUGCCUGAGUACACAAAAAGAGAUGGGCGUCUUAACCUGGCCGCCCGCCUGCCCAACUUUUUUGUGCGUCCUGACCUCGGACCAAAGAUGUACAAUGCCUAUGGCUUAAUCUCCACUGAAGACAGGAGGGUGGGAACCACUAACCUCCAUCUGGACGUGUCGGAUGCUAGGCAGAAAUCUCUGGACGCAAAGGUCAUGACCACCAUCGACGAGGGCGAUGUAGAUGAAAUGACAAAGAGGAGGGUGCACGAGGGAAAAGAGAAGCCCGGAGCACUCUGGCACAUCUACGCCGCCAAAGACGCAGAGAAGAUCCGAGAACUGCUCCGCAAGGUGGGAGAGGAGCAAGGCCAGGAGAACCCUCCAGACCACGAUCCCAUUCACGACCAGAGCUGGUACUUAGACCAAUUGCUGCGCCGCAGGCUUUAUGAAGAAUACGGCGUGCAGGGCUGGGCCAUCGUUCAGUUCUUGGGAGAUGCUGUGUUUAUCCCUGCUGGGGCCCCACACCAGGUACACAACUUGUACAGCUGCAUAAAGGUGGCGGAGGACUUUGUGUCUCCGGAACACGUGCGGCACUGUUUCAGACUGACACAGGAGUUCAGACACCUGUCCACAACUCACACAAACCAUGAAGACAAGCUACAGGUGAAGAACAUCAUCUACCACGCAGUGAAGGAUGCAGUGGGGACACUGAAGGCCCAUGAACCUAAACUAGCACGCCCCUAGUCCCCCCCCCAAACAACCAGCCACUGAAGAUCACUCCACUGCUCAGUGUCGAUCACACACCUACAUAUGUACAAGCUGCAGUGGGCAGAGUACAGGAAUCGUGUAGGUCAUUUGUGGCAAGGACAGUCUUUUGGGGGAAGGGGGGGGGUUGGGUUGGGUAAAAGAACAUUUCAUUUGG
This is a messenger RNA of Menidia menidia (Atlantic silverside), 5801 nucleotides long. NCBI's taxonomy places the organism in Eukaryota, Metazoa, Chordata, Actinopteri, Atheriniformes, Atherinopsidae. The record is from the annotation of a GenBank genome assembly.